Triplophysa dalaica is the source of this 2272-nucleotide messenger RNA. RefSeq names its product G2/M phase-specific E3 ubiquitin-protein ligase-like. The record is from RefSeq and is a predicted model, not a curated record. The coding region runs from base 47 to 1813 and encodes 588 amino acids. Gene Ontology annotation, cellular component: nucleus. Gene Ontology annotation, molecular function: ubiquitin-protein transferase activity; protein binding. Lineage: Eukaryota; Metazoa; Chordata; Actinopteri; Cypriniformes; Nemacheilidae. The transcript is spliced from 13 exons.
UGUCUUGCCGGUCAGAGAUCAGUCUCGUGACACAGAGACCGUGGAAAUGGAGGAUGAUGAUGUCACAGAUCAGCGGGACACUGAGGUAGUGGUGGUAGAGGAUAAUGCUGAUGACUAUGAGGAAUACAGUGAAAGUCAACAAGCUGACCAAGAACGAGAUUUACAAGAGUGGCGUACACUCAGGGCUAGACAAGACGAGGAAUACAACGAAAGUCUUCUAGCUGACCAAGAACGAGAACGUGCACUGCAAAGAGAAGCAGACAUCCGUAACAGACGGAGAGAGGCUUUGGAAAGACGUCGUUUUAAUUUAAGCAGACUGGUUGAGCCGCAGGAUGGUGUCCCUUUACAUAUUAAAUUUCCAGAUGGCCAUGUUUUAAGGAGAAGGUUUCACCUCAUGCACCCAAUUCAGCACCUUUUUGACUUCGCCGGAUCAGAUGAGAUGGCCACAGAGGUUUUCUUUAUUCAGAGAACUCAGGCUUCAGCAAUAAGAAGCACAACAAGAGGCAGAAUAAUUGAUUACAUAACUGAAUCCUGCACGCUCUUUGUAACAUGGGGUGAAGAUCAGAUGGACACAAACAUGGAAGAUACUCUGGCUCCAGGAGAGAACACUCCUCAAUCCAUCACAUCUGGUUUGUCUGAAACAGCUCCUGACUUGCCUGAUUUCAAUCAUGGCACUGACACCAAUGAACCGGAUUUGGAAACCUUGUUGACCAACCUAAUGUCGAAAGUGUGCAGUGAGGAUAUACCCAGUGGCAACAUGAUUAACGUUUGUAGAGACAAUGUAAUGGAUGGUGCUAAACGAGCAUUUGCCAGGAGAAGUUUUAAUCCGGAGGCUAAAAUUAGUGUCGUCUUCAUGGAUGAUUCAAUGCAAGCAGAGGGUGCUGUUGAUGAGGGUGGCCCUUCACGGGAGUUUUUCCGCCUGCUAAUGAUGGCUAUAAAGGAAAGCACCCUUUUUACUGGACCAGAGAAUAACAAGAAUUUGUCCCUGGACAGCCAUGCAUUACACAGAGGCAUUUACAAGACAUAUGGCGUCAUGAUAUCUGUGGCACUUUUGCACGGUGGAGUGAUGCCUGCCUUUUUUUCUGAGCGCCUCUUCAAAAACCUGUUUUCAAUUACAUCAUCAUCAUCACCACCAACUCUUGAUGAAAUAACAGACCUGGAUUUGCAGACUAAGCUAAGAAAAAUCUUCGAAGCAGGUGAUAUUACUGCAGCUAGAGCUGCCAUUGAAGAGUGUGCAGAGAGUCUGUCCUUGUUGGGGUCUCUGAGGUAUAUUGGCACAAUGGAAGAGAGGGAACAGUUGGUCCAGGCUGCGACAACUUUCUAUGUUGAGGGAAGGACAAAAGAAACCCUAGAACAAUUUUCUGAUGGGUUCAAUACCCUUGGUCUCCUGAGCCAGGUUAAAAUGCACCCCAAUGCUUUUAAGCAAGUCUUCUGCACAUCACACAGGAAAUUGAGGGCUGAAGACCUGAUGUCCUUGUUCAAAGCAGAGCUGUCUUGUCCUGGAAGCAACAGAUGGCGACUGGAAAAGAAAGUUGAAGGGUAUUGGAGAGAUUUUCUUGUGGAUGUUGAAGAUGGCGUGUUUGAGAUCGAGCUUCAACAAAUUUUGAUCUUUGCGUCCGGAGCUGACCGAAUUCCAGCACUUGGUUUUACCCCUCAGCCAACCAUCAGUUUCAUUCAUGAGAUUGGGCGGAAUUACCCUGAAGCUAACACGUGUCUUGUGAAACUGAAGCUGCCGAUACAUGAGACUUAUGAAAACUUCACAAAAUACAUGUUUGAAGGAAUUAUUCAAUCUCCAACUUUUGGUAUGGCAUAGUCCGACUUUGCCAUGUUUAUGUUAAGGGCAUAGUCAGCCUGGGCAUGUUCAUGUUAAUGGCAUACUAGUACUGUUAUAUAUAAUGUUAACAAUUUCGGUCUGUUUCACGUUACAAACUGCAAAAUAAAAUGUACAAUAACAACCCUGAAAAUUAAAAUGCAAAGUGUAAAUUGUAGAAUAAUGUAAAAUGCACUAAAAUUUAUUGAAACCUGUUGCAUGUAUUUCUGCCUUACUUCUUGCAUUAGUCAAUGUAGUAAGGUGUUAAGAAAUCACAUACAAGGCUGAUUACAAAGCAAAGAAAAUGUCUUGUUUCUUUAUAGAUCUGUUGUUGAAGAGUUGAAGCAUAACAAUACGACUUUUUAAAAAUAAAUUUUACAAAUUUGAUUAAAACUGUUGUUUCCAUUGUAUAUAUUGUAUAUACAAAACAGAUUUUGAAAAGUCAUAUGUCUUGCAAAAGUA